AAAGAAAAAUGCAGAGGAAUGGGAUGAGAAGAGCCCAUUCUUUAUGGUGCAAGAGUUUAACAAACAACUUGCAUCAUCAUCAUCAUCCGUCUAUUCCAGUCACCACCACCACCAUGUCUAGUUUGGAGGAGCUGAGCUCCAUAGACAGGAUCCAGAGGAGGGUAACAGAUUGCAAUGAUGGUAAAAGCUUCUGUAUGCAUUCUCGGAAAGUAUCUCAACGACAACUUUUACUUGGGAACUCAUCAGUUUCUGGCACUCUAUGGGAAUCCAAACAUUUUCACACCUUACCACAUUCACUUAACAAGCAGCACCAGCUCCUUAGAGAAGUACCCAAGUUUGUGAAGAUUGUAGAAGUUGGUCCAAGGGAUGGCCUUCAGAACGAGAAAAACAUUGUUCCCACUUCUGUUAAGGUCGAACUCAUUCGGAGAUUGGUUUCUGCUGGUUUGCCCGUUGUCGAAGCUACUAGCUUUGUCUCUCCUAAAUGGGUUCCCCAGCUUGCAGAUGCAAAGAAUGUAAUGGAUGCAGUUAAUACUCUACAUGGGGCGGCUCGAUUGCCUGUUCUUACUCCCAAUCUUAAAGGUUUUGAAGCAGCUGUCUCUGCAGGUGCUAAGGAAGUUGCAAUCUUUGCAUCGGCUUCCGAGUCAUUCUCUUUGUCAAAUAUUAACUGUUCCAUUGAAGAGUCUCUCUUGAGAUAUCGUGCUGUUUCCACCGCUGCAAAGGAGCAUUCCAUUCCUGUCCGUGCGUAUGUAUCUUGCGCGGUGGGGUGUCCAGUGGAAGGAGCGGUUCCACCUUCAAAAGUAGCGCAUGUUGUCAAAGAGCUCUAUGACAUGGGCUGCUUUGAGAUUUCUCUUGGUGAUACAAUUGGAAUCGGCACUCCUGGUUCUGUGGUUCCCAUGCUUGAAGCCGUGAUGGCAGCUGUGCCAGCGGAAAAACUGGCUGUUCACUUCCACGAUACCUACGGACAAGCUCUUGCAAACAUAUUGGUCUCUCUCCAAAUGGGAAUAAACAUAGUAGACUCAUCGGUUGCUGGAUUAGGGGGUUGCCCAUAUGCAAAAGGAGCGUCAGGAAAUGUAGCAACAGAAGAUGUGGUUUACAUGUUAAACGGUUUGGGGGUCCAAACCAACGUCGACUUGGGAAAGCUAAUAGCUGCUGGAGAUUUCAUCAGCAAGCAUCUUGGCCGUCCUAACGGUUCCAAAGCCGCUGUUGCUCUCAGCCAUCAGAUCACAGCUGAUGCCUCCAAGCUAUGAAUGGCGCUCAUUAGUAUCGAAAGAUGUGCGUUUAUGUUUAUGUUUGGUUUUCUGAAUAUUUGUCAUUGUGUUCAUUCACACCAAAAAUAAGUAAUCAGUAGACAGACACUCUCUGUGAGAUAAGCUUCUGCUUUGUAAAACUCCUUUUCAUUAUAAAUGAUACAGUUAA
Messenger RNA from Raphanus sativus (radish), 1416 nucleotides. Its product is annotated as hydroxymethylglutaryl-CoA lyase, mitochondrial. Gene Ontology annotation, biological process: L-leucine catabolic process; ketone body biosynthetic process. The coding region runs from base 9 to 1247 and encodes 412 amino acids. The record is from RefSeq and is a predicted model, not a curated record. Gene Ontology annotation, cellular component: mitochondrion. Gene Ontology annotation, molecular function: hydroxymethylglutaryl-CoA lyase activity. Lineage: Eukaryota; Viridiplantae; Streptophyta; Magnoliopsida; Brassicales; Brassicaceae. The transcript is spliced from 8 exons.